AGAAACCGCACCGUGCUGCUUGUAAGAGUGUCCUUCGUACCGACCACUGGGCGAAGGAGCGCCAGCCCACUAGAUAGUUAGCCUACUAGUCACAUCGCUCUGAGCUUGUCCAUCGAGCGACGAUGUAGAGGAAAGGCCGUGUCUCAGUUUGCACUCGACACGCUCAUGGGCUACCGGAUGAUGCAUGGACGCGUGAAACCGCUGAGAGCAUGCAGACAGGCAAGCCACGGACUAGUACGACCUCCAACCAGCGAUUGCUCCGCGUUGGCCGCGUCAUCUCUGACGUCCGUUCGCUUCAAGAAGAUUCGCGGCUCGAGGAGGAGGAUGCGUCGUCGGCGCGCUUGGUCACACAGUGGCAGGCGAACGACGCCAAAGUCAAAGACGAGAUGAUUGAGACGCUCAGCGUUCGCAUUGCACAGUGCACACGCAAGAACGAACAUCUCAAGCGGGCCAAGACCUCGUUUGACGAGGCUCUGAACGCCAUGGCGCGCGAGAAGGCCGACGUCGAAGAAGCAUUUGCCCGCGCCGUGGCGUCGGCAGCAGACGAAGCGGCGCGCCUGAAAAACGACCUCCACCGAAGUCAGUUGAGCGCCAACAUGGCGCAGGAUGCACUGCAGCAACUGAGAGUAGAGCUGCAGGAGCUCCAACGACACGCCGAGCGUGAUGCAAGCCUCGCGGCUCAGAGAGACGAGGUGGCGAUGCAGCAACAGCGCGCGCUGCAGUGCCAACUCGCCGCAGCAACAUCGCAGUGGGACUCGGAACGCUCGUCGCUCCUCGCGCAGCUGGAAGCGGUCCGGGCAGAGCUGAAUGAGCUGCAAGCCAAGGCGGCAAGCCAAGCCAACGUGGACGAACAGCUCGAGUUGGCGCGAACGGCCAACCAUCAGCUGCAACGCGAUCUCAUGGCGGCACGCGCCGACGAAGACAGUGCCCGCGAAGACUUACGUGCGAUGAGCGAGAAGAAGCUUGCGCUAGACGCAAAAGUCCAAGCCCUUCUCAAGAUGGUCCGUGACGAGCAUGCUCGGACGGCCGAGGUGUCGGCGACCGUGAAAGCGCAGGCCGAUCGUGUGACGCACUUGGCAUCGACGGAGGUGUCGCUUCAGAAAGAAUGCGCCGAGUGGAAAGCCAAGUACAAGCAGACGAAUGCGCACAUCAACAAGCUCACAAUCAAGUUGGCCCACGAAGAGAAAGCUAAAGUCGACGCCGUGGCUGCUCUGCAGGAGACAAAGACGGCUUUCGAGGCUGCCGAGCGGCGCUGCGUCGACCACCUCUUUCAGCUAAAGCAAGCCCAAGAGCAGUGCAAAUACCUCGCCAGCGUCAAGACAUCUGCUCCAUCAAAUCCCAUGACCGAUGCAGUCGCGAGCCACCCGGAGAGCGAUGCACCGAGCUGGAUGCGCGACUAAGAUCUUGUAUACGUGACAUGUUGAACGAGCUGUUCUUAGUGUA
Saprolegnia diclina VS20 is the source of this 1443-nucleotide messenger RNA. RefSeq lists its product as hypothetical. The transcript is spliced from 10 exons. The record is from RefSeq and is a predicted model, not a curated record. The coding region runs from base 210 to 1400 and encodes 396 amino acids. Lineage: Eukaryota; Oomycota; Saprolegniomycetes; Saprolegniales; Saprolegniaceae.